AAAAGAUCCCCUUGGUUAUAAAAGAAUGUUAUGAUCUACUUCUUUUUUCUUUAACGUUUUCAUACUAUGCGUUUUGGCUAUUACUGCAUCACUGCGCUUGGAUUUCUUCAUCUUGUUUCUUGUCAAUCAGGCGGAAAUGGUGGCUCAUCGAAUAAUGGUAGCAGUAGUACAAAUGGUACCACUACCAAUAGCACCAUUUAUGAAGUGUUGAAUAGCACUGAGUCAAGUCCUGUCCAAUGGAUCUCUCAAUUUUUGCAAUCUUCUCCUAAUUACGAGUCUCUCAUUAACUUGCUUAAUCAGUCCGAGACAAACAUUACUGUUUUCAUUCCAUCGGAUCAAGUCUAUCAAGCGAUCAGCAGCUUUACGAACAGUACAAACAAUACAACUAGCGGCGGUGGUACAACCAAUGGUGGUACGAAUAAUGGUAAUUCGUCUAAUAGCAACUCGUCAAAUGGUAGCUCGUCUGGUGGCGGCUUAUCUACAAAUGGAUCUGAAAACAACAGUGCCUCCUUUAAUAUGUCUCAGUACUUUACUAGUCCUUACAUUAUGAACUUUAACAUGACCGAUGUGAUCUACUAUCAUAUCGUCAAUGAAUCGAUCCUUAUCCAGGACUUGUUUAGCAAUGAUACUAUGGGCAAUGCAACCGUUGUAAACUCACUGGUUUCGAAUGAUACAAUCAACAGACUAGGCUAUGGCGUACAACUGCUACUUCAAAAAAUCGAAGCCAAUCAGACCAACGGCACUGAGACAUCGGGCAAUCAAACCAACGGCACCGAGACUUCAGGUAAUCAGACCAACAGUACUGAGACAUCGGGUGAUCAAUCCCCUACCCUUGUCACUGAUGGCUCGUCCAAUAACAACACUGGAUCUAACUAUACGAUUGGCAACGGUUUUGGUUAUGCUACGAUCAAUACAACGCAAAUGGUCCAAACUUCCAACGGUAUCAUCUAUAUUAUUGAUAAAGUUUUGGUUCCUCCUGUUGAUUUUAACCUGACACUUGAAGCUCUGCCAAACAUCACUCAGUUUUCCAACUUGACUACAGAACAGUUCAACGUCACUCAAUUUGAACAGCUAUUCACAACACUCAACGCUACAAACUCAUCUGCUUUUGAAACCUUGGCAAACAUGACGAAUGCAACCUACUUUGUGCCCGUAGACAAUGCGUUUGCCACAACAGGACAGUCCCAAGUGGACAACCAAACCCUUCCUAACUUGUUGGCCGCACAUAUCGUUCAAGGUGUUUACUACACAACUAAUAUAACAAAUGCCACAGAGGACAUUACUGCACAAUCAUUAGCAGGACAAAGCAUUACUUUGAGUAAGAACGACACUAGCUUCUUUGUUAACAAUGCAACUAUCGUGGUUCCCAACAUCUUGCUUGACUCUGGAGUUAUGCAUUUGAUUGAUACAGUGUUGAAUUACACGUCUGGAACUGGAAAUAACACCACAGGAUCAAACAAUGGCACAGUCGUCCCUCCUCCUCCACCACCUGGAGGCAGUGGCGCAUCAAGUAGUGCUGCUACACCCACAAGUAACACGAUGAGCAGUGCAUCUUCUGGCCCUACAUCCUCUGGCUCUGAAACUUCUGCUGCUGCUACAAGUAGUAGUACAGGGGGCAGUACGCCUUCAGGUGCUUCAUCCACAACCUCUGCUUCGACCGGCAGUGGUACUGGUAACGCUUUCCCUACGCCUUCUACAGGGCCUUCCUCUGAAGCAAGCAUGAAUGCUCCGGCAAUGUACCUCGCUGCUGUAUUUGCUGUUGUUGCUUACGUAUUUUAGAUGUCAUCUGGAUGGUUUUUUUUUUUUUUUGGUAUAAUAAAGAGGAAG
Molecule: messenger RNA, 1827 nt
Organism: Rhizopus microsporus ATCC 52813
Lineage: Eukaryota; Fungi; Mucoromycota; Mucoromycetes; Mucorales; Rhizopodaceae
Exons: 5
Coding region: 67-1779 (570 amino acids)
Biological process (GO): macroautophagy
Cellular component (GO): fungal-type vacuole membrane
Source: RefSeq, a predicted model, not a curated record